AUGGAGCGUCCCGCCACUCCGCGCAGAACGACACGCUCCUCCAGGCCUGUCUCCCCUCCCACUCCUGAAGUCACCCGUCGCAUUGUAAGUCCGUCUGAACUGCCAACGUACGCUACACUCUACCCAACGGCGAAUCUGACAAAGUGGCGACAGGAAGAGAACCGCUUAAAAGCGAAAGCAAUCCGCGACCAGCACGAGUCCGCCGCCCGCGCAUCCGGCGUCCCAUCGCUCUCCCGCACCCCGUCCGGCUUCGUCACCACCGACAACGUCCGCCUACCGAACACGCGCAAGCGCGCCUACGAGUCCAUAUCCAGCACCGCCAAGGUCCGCGACACCCCGUCGACAAGUCGCGAUGGCCGCGCUAAUGGCGCAUCGCCCGCGAAAGACGGCGCCAUCCGGCCCGCGAGGAAGUUUGCCAAGUUCGUCGAUUACGAUUUUGGCAAGAUGACCGACACGAAGGGCGGCUUCCUGGCCGCCGAGGACGACCCCUGGAACAAGGCCAUGUCCGGCUCCGCGACGUCUGGGGGCGCAAAUACAAACGGGAAGCCUGGCGCGCCCGAGGGCGGCCCGGCGGAGCAGAGGCCCAAGGGCAUGACACAGCAGGAGUGGGAGAGGAUGCAGCUACUAAAAAAGCUGAGACGGCAGAAGGCCGGUCCCUUCGAGCCCGGCAUGAGCGCGCUGACGGACGAGAAGGAGCGGAAGAAGUGCAAGGAGUGCAAGAGCCUGGAGAUCGACUUUGUGUGGGAAGAGGUGUUUGGGUGCGCCGUCUGCGGGCUCUGCAAGGAGAAGUACCCCGAGAAGUACAGUCUCUUAACCAAGACCGAGUGCAGGGAGGACUAUCUUCUCACGGAGCCCGAACUAAGAGAUGACGAAUUACUGCCCCAUCUUUCGCGGCCGAAUCCUCACAAGUCACACUGGCACGACAUGAUGCUCUUCCUACGGUAUCAGGUCGAGGAGUACGCCUUCUCCGCGAAGAAGUGGGGGUCGGCAGAAGCGCUCGACGAAGAGUUCGUGCGCAGGGAAGGCGAAAAGAAGAAACGGAAAGAGACAAAGUUCAAGGAGAAGCUGCUCGAUCUCAAGAAGCGGACCAGAACCGACGCCUUCAGGAGACAGCAGGGCAGAUUCGGGGAUCAGGUUGGAGGCGGAGGAGGUGGUGGAAGUAGUAGUAAGGCUUCCGGCAAGAAAGCCAAGUUUGGUGAUACGGUGGCGAACGGCGGCAAGCAUGUGCAUGAGUGGGGAAGGGUGAUUGAGAAUGAGGAUGGCGCGACGGUCAAGACGUGUACGAUAUGUGGCAUGGAGGUUGAGGAGAUGGAGUUUUGA
Molecule: messenger RNA, 1320 nt
Organism: Anthostomella pinea
Lineage: Eukaryota; Fungi; Ascomycota; Sordariomycetes; Xylariales; Xylariaceae
Source: the annotation of a GenBank genome assembly